Molecule: messenger RNA, 1308 nt
Organism: Vespula pensylvanica (western yellowjacket)
Lineage: Eukaryota; Metazoa; Arthropoda; Insecta; Hymenoptera; Vespidae
Gene: Prx2
Product: peroxiredoxin 1-like
Exons: 4
Coding region: 168-749 (193 amino acids)
Biological process (GO): cell redox homeostasis; removal of superoxide radicals; response to oxidative stress
Cellular component (GO): cytosol
Molecular function (GO): thioredoxin peroxidase activity
Source: RefSeq, a predicted model, not a curated record
UCUGUCGUCGUCGAUGAUAACGUAAGCAGUAAGUUGCCCUUCACAAAGUGUUAGUCAUUGAAUAGGUUCGUAUGAAACCGGUCACCGGUGAAGUUCUUACUACUUUCUUUGUCCAGCUUUCGUCGAGUUCAUACCUCUUACGUUAGAAACCAAGAAUUACAUCAGCCAUGCCAGCUAUACAGAAGCCAGCUCCAGCAUUUCGUGGUACCGCUGUAGUGAAUGGUCAAUUCAAAGAAAUCUCACUUUCUGAUUACAAGGGCCAAUACGUUGUAUUGUUCUUCUAUCCGCUGGAUUUUACUUUCGUAUGUCCGACCGAGAUAAUUGCGUUUUCGGAUCGUUCACAAGAAUUCAAGGAGAUUGGUUGUCAAGUAAUAGCAGCCUCUACCGAUUCUCACUUCAGUCAUUUGGCAUGGGUUAACACACCACGAAAACAAGGUGGUCUUGGUGAAAUGACUAUUCCCCUUCUAGCUGAUAAGAGUUCGAAGAUAGCACGUGAUUAUGGCGUACUCGACGAAGAAACCGGAAUUCCUUUCCGCGGUCUUUUCAUUAUAGACGAUAAACAAAAUUUACGUCAGAUAACCGUGAAUGAUUUGCCGGUUGGAAGGUCCGUUGAUGAGACCUUGCGUCUCGUGCAAGCAUUCCAAUAUACGGAUAAACAUGGAGAAGUAUGCCCAGCUGGUUGGAAACCAGGCAAGAAGACCAUGAAGCCUGACGUAGUUGCUUCAAAGGAAUAUUUUAAAGAUUCGUAAACGUUAUUAAUCAGACAAAUGAAAUCCUAUAUAUGGAUAUUAUAUUCUCAGCAGAUAUUAUCAGAUCCAAUGACAAUAUAAUGAAAUCGCUUAAAAAGAAAGGAUCAAAUAUUUCUUAUCGAUGAUAUUAUAAUACAGUUUCAUUUUGAUAUCAUGAAAAUACAUUCGCAAGAAAGCGAGCGGUGUUCAUUUAUCAAAAAAGAAAAAGAAAGAAAGAAAGAAAGAAAAAAAAAAGAAAAGAAAAGAGCAGCUAAAAGCUGAGACAACUACAGAGUUUGGUAGUUUUUGUCUAGAUUGCAUCUAAGGUUGCAUCCAAUAAGGUCCUUCAUUAACAAUAAUCGAGUUUAAUUGUUAUCAAAGUAUAACAAAAAGUAUUGAUAUUUAAAAAUAUUUUCUUGUUCAGAUUAUAUCCGGUAUUGUUGCGCCUGUUAUUAACAUCCGAGUUACGUUUGAUAAGCACAUUUAUUAUAUAAUGCAAUACAUUUCCAAUAAUCGGAAUUAAUUGUCAUAAAAAUAUCUGCUUUUUAAUUGUCUUUUAAUAAAUGGCUUUUCUUUCGUA